Messenger RNA from Trichomonas vaginalis G3, 2034 nucleotides. RefSeq lists its product as uncharacterized. The transcript has a single exon. The record is from RefSeq and is a predicted model, not a curated record. Lineage: Eukaryota; Parabasalia; Trichomonadida; Trichomonadidae. Bases 1 to 2034 code for a protein of 677 amino acids.
AUGGAUGAAUUGUUAAAAAAAUAUGAUGAACUAAAGCCGUAUUUAUUUCCAAAUAUAGCACUAAAACUGGAUGAGAUAGAUGCAUCAGGUAAUCAACUUACGAGACAUGUUUUAAGAAAGAAUAGACAGUCAAUUUAUGAACUCUUCGCACAUGAUUUUAUAGAUUAUCAAAAAAAUUCAAGUUACUUCUCAGAUCUACUCGAAAGUUCAUAUCAAACACCUGUAGAUUCGCUUUUAAUUAUUAAUCCUCUUCAUGCACAGGGAUUAUGUCAGUUAUUGCAAACAAUUUAUUCAAACCCAAAGAGCUUAGCAAAAGCCAUUAGUGAAAACUUAAGUAGUCCAUAUUUUCACCAUAUUGUCAAUUUAGCAAUUCCUGCGAUCUAUGGAUUCUUUUCUACCAAGGAGCAAGGAGCUCAAGCAUUAUCAUUUUAUACUUGCUUGUCCGCUCAAGUUAAUUUCUCAGUAUAUUGCCACAUUAUUAAGCCCUUUUUCAUGAAUUCAAACAUGGAUAAUUUCAUAAACCAGCUUGUUACUGCAAUUUUCUUCUCAAAUUACCUUAAAAAAUUUAAUCCAGACAGAUUUUGCGAUUUAAUCGUCAACAAAACUCAAAAGUUUUUGAGAUUUCUUCCAACAUCACAGUUCCAAUUACUCAGAUUUCUCAGUCUACAAUGGGAUAACGUUUCUAUUUGGAGAUUAAUUAUUAAUUGCUUAAUUAUUCCAGCAUUUACAUUACAAUAUCAUUUCAAUCCGUUUGCACACUCAUACUUAGUCAAGUUCGACUUACAGCAAGUAAUAAAAUGCCUCCAAACUUACGAUGCGUUUCCAACAAUUAAUUUAUCAGUAAGUUGGCCUCUCGAGAUUCCAGGUGACUUUGUAUUCCUCAACAAUACAUGUACUUACGAAAUAAUCUUAACAAAAGCUGAUAUCGAAGCUAUUCAAUGCUUUACAAAUUACAUGACUUAUCAUGGGCCAAAGCUCCCAGAGAUCUUAAAAGAAAUCAAGUCCCCAUCAUUUAAACCAUUUUCCAUCGUGUUCUUUCCAAAGAUUCCUCUUCCGCCAAGUUUUCCUUCGAGACCAUUGUUUUUCGAGACAAAAACUUACGAACCGCCGAACGAUAAUCGUAUGGCCCAAAUGUGGGUCUCAAUUUGCGAAGCGGCGACAGAAAUAAGAGAAGACCCGAUUAAUGUCAUCAGAAACAAGAUCCAGACACAGAAUCAUAUGCUGAACGCAAAGCUCGCUGAAAUGAACAUGGAUGACGUAUUGAUGUACGGAGUUCAAACAGAAUUGUCGGAAUUAUCGAAUAACGCAAGAAAUUUCGAAAGGUUGUUGAACCAUAAACUGGAAAUGUCAAGAAUGAAUGGAUUUAAUGCAUUAUGUGGCAUUUUCGAAUCAAAAACGUCAUUUCUUGUCGCUAAAAAAAUGGUAAAUAAAGUUAAAGGCAAAUUCUGGCAGAUUAUUUCAAAUAUGUCAGGAACAAGCCAUGUAAGAUUCCAUUCAGCCAUUAUUAUGCUUGAUCAAGGCGAAAAUGAGUUUUUGAAGCCAAUUAAAUCUUCUCUUUCUGUUUUGCACAAGAAAUUCGCCAAAGUAACUGAAAUGAAGAUGGUUGAAUGCAGUAAAGAGAUAACUCUCGGAAGUACAAGUUUCCAAUCCCAGAUUUCAGAAAAUAAUGUUUUAUUAUCGAUUGUUAAUGAAAGUUCUUCAUUCCUUUCGAGAGCAACAGUUCUUCUUUACUAUCUGAAGACAUUCAACACCUUCUGCGAGUGUUAUUCCAUUGAUGAUACCAGAGAAUCUUACGAUCAGAUGAUGCAUUACGCAAUUUCAAUGAAUAACACGAGUUGGCUACUUAAGACAGUUCUCCUCCUUGAUGGAACUCUUUUCGGAGAUGCAAGAUACGAAAAAGAAAUCGGAAAAAUGUAUUUGGACUUGUGGCAGAAGUUUAAGGCUUCAUUUUUGCAAUAUUUGUCUUAUGAUGAACAGCUGCUUGUAGGAUACAUCAAACUUUCAGGUGAAGGAACUCUUACAUCUGCAAAUUAA